AUGACUGAACACACACUACCUUGCGUGGCCCUCCGAGGAAGGUUCAAAAAGCCUCAGAAUCACGACAAAGUCAAAAAACUCAUUCAUACCAUUGGCGCCAGUUUUACUGCCGACUUAGAGAAAGCAACUCAUGUUGUUACUACAGAACUCUGUUUUGAGAGUGGUGGCCGGUUCAUCAAAGAUGCGAAGGAGCGGGAUCUCAAAAUCCUAGGGAUAGAGUGGCUGGAAAAAUGUAGCGAGAGUCGAUGUUUCGUGGAUGCAAACCCAUAUACCUUCCAUGAUGCCUGCAAAGAUCUAGGUCAGCAGGAUCGAAGGCGCAGUCAUGCGAACUUCGGCAGGAUCUUCGAGAAUAUCCUGACCAUGUGUGAUCCCAAGGUCACAGAAAUGGUGACUAAAAGGCAUUCUGAAUUUUGGGCUCUCCUCACUACGCCAUCGAGGGAGAGUCCGCAGCUUAUAUUAGAAAAGAUUAUUACGAGCCUUUGUAAGCCUUUGAAGGAUAACGCUGAAGCAGUCAAUGCGAUUAGACGUCAGGAAGGCUGUGAAAGUUUCAUAGCAUUGAUUGACUCAAUUGGGGACACCGACUACCUCGCUUCUCAGGUUGAAUUUUUGAUGAUAGUAUACAGAGCAGUAGUUCUAGAUCACUUUGAGGAAGUGACCAUCUAG
Colletotrichum abscissum is the source of this 663-nucleotide messenger RNA. RefSeq lists its product as uncharacterized. Bases 1 to 663 code for a protein of 220 amino acids. The record is from RefSeq and is a predicted model, not a curated record. Lineage: Eukaryota; Fungi; Ascomycota; Sordariomycetes; Glomerellales; Glomerellaceae. The transcript has a single exon.